This is a messenger RNA of Candidozyma auris, 1488 nucleotides long. RefSeq lists its product as uncharacterized. Gene Ontology annotation, biological process: SNARE complex assembly. Lineage: Eukaryota; Fungi; Ascomycota; Pichiomycetes; Serinales; Metschnikowiaceae. Gene Ontology annotation, molecular function: SNARE binding. The transcript has a single exon. The coding region runs from base 1 to 1488 and encodes 495 amino acids. The record is from RefSeq and is a predicted model, not a curated record. Gene Ontology annotation, cellular component: endosome; phosphatidylinositol 3-kinase complex, class III, type II; lytic vacuole.
AUGACGGUGCCGUUUCUGCUAAAACACCUCACUCUGAUAGGCUUUCAUCAAUUCUUCCUCAAUGAUGAUGAGAAAUUAAGCUCUGCGUUCUUUUCCUUGCAUACUUCAUCCAUGGAGCCUCUCUACGUGAGUGAGACUGUUCAUACAAGGCUGCUGCUAUCUUUUGGCAAAGUCAUUCUACCGCAUCUUCCGCAGCGCACGUACCAUGUGGUGCUAAAGCUCUGGCAAAAAAUAGAUGGGCUGGACUCGUGGACACUAUACUAUGAUGUGGUCGUUGAUCUACGAAGAUUGCUCAGGCUCAGAAAGCCAUUCAGGGAAAGAGACGACGGGCUAAGAGAUAAGAGCACGGUGUGGUGUUUUGAAGAUCACGAGUACGUCUUGCCAGGAAGUGUAAAAGACCAAAGUGUGGUGGUGGAGGAAUCACAACGACGGGUGUCUACGGCGAGGAAAAACCCUAAAAAAUCAUACACUGUAGACGAUAUACGCCACUUGAUAAGUCUAGAUACGGGAAUCAAGGAGCUAGCGUUGCUGAAUUUGAAAUUGUCUCAACAAAUUGACGAUGUUUUAGAGGAAGUCAAGGGAAAAGUUUCAAAAACAGACCCGGAAAAAGCCAGGAGACUCAAGUUCCGCCUUCACCAAUUGCACCGUUACACCACAAAGCAGCGCAAUAAGAACGAUACGGUAAAUUCUUGGGUGUAUGAGAAGAAGGUGCUCAUCGGCAAUCUCAAUCGUGCGUUGGACGAGCAUUUUCCACCUUUCAGAGAUCUUUGUGAGUACCAACUCGAAUAUGUCACAUCACAGAUAAAUCCGAUCCACGAGUCUCUAAACGCUGCCAUAUAUCCAGAGAUCAUUCAAUCUUUGGAAUCUAUCGGUGGUGUCAUCAUCGAAACGUUUUGCAUCAAAAUGACCUCAACCAGUGAGCAAUUAAGCAUAAUGGGAAUCGAUUUUCCUAGAUCUACGAAGGAGCUACUCGAGAAGUGCUAUGCUCCACACAGUGGCCAAGAUGCUCCAGAGUCUCCGUCCUCAGUAGAUAAGAUGAACGCAGGGCUCUCUUAUAUCGUUGCCUUGAUGCUUCUUCUUGCUGAUAUCCUCAGCGUGCUGCUUACUUAUGCGGUCAGAUACUUUGGAAGCCGCAGCAUGGUGUUUGAUCAUCUCUCUGGCUAUCAAGACAUUCAUGGUUUACAUGUGAAUCGAAAAGUCACGUACCCAUUGUAUUUCGACGCGAGACACCUAGUAAAGACGGCAGCGCUAGAUUCUUCAGGGCGAACCACGCAACUCAAGAAUCUAAAAUUUGAGCUGGGGCUUGCUCUUCUCAACAAAAAUCUCACCGCAUUGACCACUGCCGCAACGAACUUGUUUCUACAACUUCAUCAACAUGAGCAAAUAAAUGUUGCGGUUCCUUCGGAUCGUGCAGAUGAUCUCUUGUGGAGCCUUCGGCAUUUACUUUCGCUCAUGACCAUACAUAGCCCUGGAGGCACUAACACAUGA